CGCAUCCCUUCAGGUUCAGCAGUGAACUGAACUGGGUCUUCGUGCUUUCACUCCUCGCUCGGUUCAGUAUGGACUUACUACAUUUUCUGCUUUUCGUUGCAGUGUCCGGCUGCACAGUGAAAGUUUCUCUCCAGGGGCCAAACCAGCGCAGACUGUUCAGUGAUCUGAUGGCUAACUACAACCGUCUGGAGAGACCAGUCUUCAAUGACUCUCAAAAACUCACUAUUCACUUCGGCUUAAGCCUCAGGCAGAUCAUGGACGUGGAUGAGAAGAACCAGGUUUUAACAACCAACAUUUGGCUACGACUGAACUGGAACGAUCAUUACCUCCAGUGGAAUGAAUCGGACUAUCCAGGUGUGACCAAUGUGAGAUUUCCUGACCAUCUCAUUUGGAAGCCAGACAUUCUGCUGUAUAACAGUGCAGAUGAAAGAUUCGAUGCUACAGUCCACACCAACAUUGUGGUCAGCUCCUCAGGCACCUGCUCCUACAUACCUCCAGGGAUCUUCAAGAGCACUUGCUACAUCGAUGUGCGCUGGUUCCCUUUUGAUGUCCAGAGAUGUGACCUGAAGUUUGGCUCCUGGACAUAUGGGGGCUGGUCUCUGGACUUAAAGAUGAUAGAGGCAGAUAUCUCCGACUACAUCUCUAACGGAGAGUGGGAUCUUGUUGAGGUUCCAGGACAGAAGAACGAGCGUUUAUACGAGUGCUGCGAGGAGCCGUACCCCGAUAUCACCUUCACUGUGGUGAUGCGGAGACGGACCCUCUACUAUGGCCUCAAUCUGCUCAUUCCGUGUGUCCUGAUCUCCACUCUGGCCCUGCUUGUCUUCCUUCUGCCUGCAGACUCUGGGGAGAAGAUCUCACUGGGCAUUACAGUCCUGCUCUCCCUGACUGUCUUCAUGCUGCUGGUUGCAGAUAUUAUGCCUGCCACAUCAGACUCAGUGCCUUUAAUAGCUGAGUACUUUGCCACUACCAUGGUUAUUGUUGGCCUCUCAGUAAUUGCUACAGUUCUGGUCUUACAAUAUCACCACCAUGACCCUGAUGGAGGCAAGAUGCCAAAGUGGACCCGUGUGAUCCUGCUGAACUGGUGUGCCUGGUUCCUGCGCAUGAAGCGCCCAGGUGAGGAGCGAGUGCGUUCAGCCUGUCACAAUAAGGCUACACGGAGCAGCCUGACCAGCAUGGAACUCAAUGCCAGCGCCUCAGCCUCCCAAUCCACCAAAUGCAACAUGCUCUAUGUUGGCGUCCGCGGCCUGGAGAACAUUCAGUACUCCACAGCCGCCACCUCACCUGACUCCGGGGUCCUGUGUGGACAGGUGGCUGGACGAGCAGGUGAGGAGGAGGUGCUCCUCCCCGUAGGUCAGAGCUCCUCCGUGGGGAGCGUGGAACCAGAGCUAGCCAAGAUCCUGGAUGAGGUUCGCUACAUCGCCAAACGCUUCCGCGACCAAGAUGAGGAUGAGUUGGUGUGCAACGAGUGGAAAUUUGCAGCGUCUGUUAUCGACAGGCUUUGUCUCGUGGCUUUCUCUCUGCUCACGAUCCUCUGCACCAUUGGAAUCCUCAUGUCAGCGCCCAACUUUGUAGAGGCCAUUUCCAAAGACUUUUUCACUUGAGGACUUUAUCUCCUGAUAAAGUCCUCAAGUGAAAACAAAAGUCUAUACCAACCACACUUGCCACAAUUUGUAAAAUCAUGGGGCAGUAAUUUAGACCCAGAUAAGCUAGCUAGAGUCUAUGGGAUUUGGAUAUCACUAAACAUUUAACCAAACUGAGGAGUUGUAAUUCAAAGUGUAAGAAAUGCAUAAAUAAUGACAUGCCUUACAUUAUGGUGGUGAAAAUUACCAGCUUUUGCCUUUUUAUAUAACCCAGCCGAAUGGUGUACUAAAAGUUAACUGUGUACUAAAAGUUGAAUUUGAUCUCCUUGUACUGUUUUAAACUGACUCUGAUACUACAAGACUUUAAGUGAUACAGUUUGAUUACUUACAGAGAAUGCAACUGUGGUUUAUGUGAUGUCACUUGUGUAUUAUUGUUCAUCACACUGUAUCUUAGGAGAUCCUUAUACUCAAAUAUAUUCCAUAUAUGAAACAACUACAGUGUCUUGUAUCGACAUAUAUUUGUUGUAUCAUAUGAAUACUUGUAUAACAAAAACAGUUUUGUGAAAUUUCAGUUUUAUUUUUGUGUAAAUUGCCUUUCUAUGAACACAAAUUACAGUUGAUUAUUAUCAUGAGCAAAACCAAACACCUCAUUUUAAACAUGUUCUUACUUUACCAAUUACCACAAGGUCAAAGUAGAUUUUUGGUCAGUUAAUUUUGUUUCUGUUUUUGUCCAGUAAAGAUUUGUACUGUGAGAUUUCACAAAUAAAUGUAUCUUUUGUACU
Messenger RNA from Toxotes jaculatrix (banded archerfish), 2362 nucleotides. RefSeq names its product neuronal acetylcholine receptor subunit alpha-7-like. The record is from RefSeq and is a predicted model, not a curated record. Lineage: Eukaryota; Metazoa; Chordata; Actinopteri; Toxotidae. The coding region runs from base 69 to 1601 and encodes 510 amino acids. Gene Ontology annotation, molecular function: transmembrane signaling receptor activity; acetylcholine-gated monoatomic cation-selective channel activity. Gene Ontology annotation, cellular component: synapse; neuron projection; postsynaptic membrane. The transcript has 10 exons. Gene Ontology annotation, biological process: regulation of membrane potential; monoatomic ion transmembrane transport; nervous system process.